Molecule: messenger RNA, 1113 nt
Organism: Pteropus alecto (black flying fox)
Lineage: Eukaryota; Metazoa; Chordata; Mammalia; Chiroptera; Pteropodidae
Gene: UCHL1
Product: ubiquitin C-terminal hydrolase L1
Exons: 9
Coding region: 98-769 (223 amino acids)
Biological process (GO): ubiquitin-dependent protein catabolic process; protein deubiquitination
Cellular component (GO): cytoplasm
Molecular function (GO): cysteine-type deubiquitinase activity
Source: RefSeq, a predicted model, not a curated record
AGUGCGUCAGGCCGGCGCUUUAUAGCGGCAGCCUGGGCGGCUCCACUUGCUGUUUUCGCUCUUUUCUGUGCUUAGGUUUCUUCUUCGGUUCGCGAAGAUGCAGCUCAAACCGAUGGAGAUUAACCCCGAGAUGCUGAACAAAGUGCUGGCCCGGCUGGGGGUCGCCGGCCAGUGGCGCUUUGUGGACGUGCUGGGGCUGGAGGAUGAGGCUCUGAGCUCGGUGCCUGCGCCUGCCUGCGCGCUGUUGUUGCUGUUUCCCCUCACGGCCCAGCAUGAGAACUUCAGGAAAAAACAGAUUGAAGAAUUGAAGGGACAAGAAGUCAGCCCCAAAGUAUACUUCAUGAAGCAGACCAUUGGGAACUCCUGUGGUACCAUCGGACUUAUACACGCAGUGGCCAAUAAUCAAGACAAACUAGAAUUUGAUGAUGGGUCAGUCCUGAGACAGUUUCUUUCUGAAACGGAGAAGUUGUCCCCUGAAGACAGAGCAAAAUGCUUUGAAAAGAAUGAGGCCAUUCAGGCAGCCCAUGAUGCUGUGGCUCAGGAAGGCCAGUGUCGGGUCGAUGACAAAGUGAAUUUUCAUUUUAUUCUCUUUAAUAACGUGGAUGGCCACCUCUAUGAACUUGAUGGACGGAUGCCAUUUCCGGUGAAUCAUGGCAGCAGUUCAGAGGACUUGCUGCUGCAGGAUGCCGCCAAGGUCUGCAGAGAAUUCACUGAGCGUGAGCAAGGGGAAGUUCGCUUUUCUGCUGUGGCUCUCUGUAAGGCUGCCUAAUGUUAUGUGGGAAGGGAUUAAGCUUUGUUCCCCUCUUCCCUUCACCAUGAAAAUAUAUCCCUACCAAUGCAGUCUUAAAAUGCUUCAGUACUUGUAGAACACAGCUGUUCUUUGGUUCUGCAGAUACGCUCUUACCCCCAGCCACACCCAAGCGCAAGCAGAUAGCAGAGCUCAGCUGUCAAUUGAGCAAAGUUCAGUGUAUGCUUCAGAUGGCGAAGCAUUUCCCCCAUUGUAUGUCUUGUACCUCAAUAGCUAAUGGCUACUUUGGUUUGUGUCUGUAACUUAAGGCCUUGGAUGUGGUGUCAGUUGUCCUUAGAAGGAAUAAAACUUUUCUGCUGAUAAAA